CUUGAACAACACCGAGCCAAUUCUCCGCAAUCCCUUGAAGUCUCCUGCCUCAUGCGGAUGAACACGAGAAACCAGCUAGGAUUCAAGUGUGGUAGUGAAUCAUCUUCGCGACGCUCCGCUACCCCGCACAGCCUCGCAAUCUGAUAUAAAGAGCGCACAGAUGCGAGCGACAAUUGUCCCCUUCGUGGUAACCGUCUGAAAUAUUUCUAUUGCAUAUAUAUCAGACAUUUUUUCCGCCCUGGCUAAUAUGUCUCUCCCUGCGACCUUCAAGCAGGCGGUUUUUCGUGCGGCGGGAUCGCCGCUUGUGAUAGAAGAGAGCCCCCUCACACCACCAGGCGAUCGCCAACUCCUUGUCAAAGUAGAGGCUUGUGGCGUGUGCUCUUCGGACCGAUGGGCCCAGAACAAUGUUUUGGGCGGAGGCUUCCCCAUCGUCCCCGGUCAUGAGAUCAUCGGCCGCAUUGCUGCCGUUGGAGACGGCGUCUUGAACUGGAAGGUCGGAGACCGGGUAGGCGGAGGCUGGCAUGGCGGACACGACGGGACUUGCGGAGCCUGCAGGAAAGGUUUCUUCCAGAUGUGCUCUUCCAAGCAGGUCAAUGGCGAAACCAAAAAUGGGGGCUAUGCUGAGUACUGUCUUCUGAACGCUGAAGCCGCGGUCCGGGUGCCCGAGCAUGUCCCCGCCGCGAAAUACGCGCCUAUUCUCUGCGCAGGCGUCACCGUCUUCAACUCUCUUCGUCAUAUGAACAUCACCCCUGGAGAGAUCGUCGCCGUGCAAGGGCUGGGUGGACUGGGUCAUCUGGCCAUUCAGUAUGCGCGGAAGAUGGGGUAUCGGGUUGUGGCAAUCUCACGAGACUCACGGAAGGAGGCAAUGGUCAGGGAGCUCGGUGCGCACGAUUACAUUGACGAGAGUCGGGUCAAUGUGAGCGAGGCGUUGCAGCAGCUUGGUGGAGCCUCUUUAAUCAUGUCGACGGCGCCGAACGCGGCAAUUAUUAGUCCCUUGCUGAAGGGGUUGGGUGUUUUGGGCAAGUUGUUGAUUCUGUCAGUGCCGGGUCCGGUGCCGGUGGAUACCUCAAUUAUGGUGAGCGGCGGACUUUCAGUGCAAGCUUGGCCAUCGGGCCAUGCAAAUGAUAGCGAGGAUGCUAUUACCUUCACCGAGUUGCAAGAUAUCAACUGCAUGGUGGAGGAGUUCCCGCUUGAAGAUGCUAAUAAGGCUUAUGAUGCCAUGGUCAAUGGAACGGUCAGGUUCCGUGCAGUGUUGACCAUGAAUUAGUCCCUUGGCUCUUAUGAGAAAACAUGAGCCAAGAUCUGGGUCAAGUGGCCCAUCGAUCUACUCUGUCUCAGAUGAAUAAAAUAGUGGAAGACUUCGGUGUGUCAAGAAAGAAGACCCUUGUUCUCAGCUCCUAGCUCUGCGAUGUGGCUUGGAACCACCCGAGCCAGUGGACCGCAUUUCCGAUUUCAGCCGUGC
Messenger RNA from Aspergillus saccharolyticus JOP 1030-1, 1462 nucleotides. RefSeq names its product GroES-like protein. Bases 248 to 1267 code for a protein of 339 amino acids. Lineage: Eukaryota; Fungi; Ascomycota; Eurotiomycetes; Eurotiales; Aspergillaceae. Gene Ontology annotation, molecular function: zinc ion binding; oxidoreductase activity. The record is from RefSeq and is a predicted model, not a curated record. The transcript has 7 exons.